Messenger RNA from Platichthys flesus (European flounder), 5638 nucleotides. Its product is annotated as protein kinase C-binding protein NELL1-like. Gene Ontology annotation, molecular function: protein binding; calcium ion binding. NCBI's taxonomy places the organism in Eukaryota, Metazoa, Chordata, Actinopteri, Pleuronectiformes, Pleuronectidae. The record is from RefSeq and is a predicted model, not a curated record. Bases 58 to 2478 code for a protein of 806 amino acids. The transcript is spliced from 20 exons.
GGAUACGCAGCGGAGCGCGCACGGCUGAGGACUGUACACAGCAACUCACCAACACAAAUGGAUAUUUACGUGGCUUUGUUAUCGCUUUUCAUUUUUACCAAACCAGCUCUGGGAUCGGAUCAAGAUUACCAGAUUGAUAUCAUCCACGAACUUGACCUGGCUAAUGCCACCUAUGGAAUUACCCAAGUGGCGGGGCUCCACAACGGCAGCAAAGCCUUCCUCUUCCGAGAUGUUGGCCGAGCGGUUCACGCCCCGGCGCACAUCACAGAGAAGGUGGUGCAGCUGUUCAGGAGUAAGAGCGAGUUCACCUUCUUGGCCUCCAUCCAGCAGAAGUCCUCCACGUCAGGAGUCAUUUUCUCCAUCCACGAGUCGGAACACAGUUACUUUGAGCUGGAGAGCAGCGGGGUGAGGGAGGAGAUCCGCUACCACUACCGCUUCAAAGGGAAGCCGCGCUCCGAGUCCUUCCCCUACCGCCUCGCCGACGGCCAGUGGCACAAGAUCGCCCUCACCAUCAGCGCCUCCCACCUGCUGCUGCACGUGGACUGCAACAGGAUUUACGAGCGGGUGAUAGACCCUCCUCAGAUGGAGCUCACCCCGGGCAGUGGAGUGUGGCUGGGCCAGCACGGCCACAAGCACGGCCUGUUCAAGGGCGUCAUCCAGGAUGUGAAGCUGAUUUUCGCCCCCAACGGCUUCAUCACACAGUGUCCUAACCUCAACCGCACUUGUCCGACCUGCAGCGACUUCCUGAGCCUGGUGCAAGGCAUCAUGGACCUUCAGGAGCUCCUGGCCAAGAUGACCCUGAAGCUGAACUACGCCGAGUCCAGGCUGACCCAGCUGGAGGGCUGUCACUGCGAGAGGACCUGCAGCGCCAACAGCCUGGUGUACCGGGACCAGGAGCUGUGGGCGGAGCCGGAGAACUGCAGGAACUGUGCAUGUAAGAACGGCGUAGUGGAGUGUCGCAGGAUCUUCUGUCCUCCGGCAAACUGCUCGGAGGACUCGCUGCCUGUGCACGUGGACGGGACCUGCUGCAAGAAGUGCAGACCGAAGUGCACCUACAUGGGCCAGACGUUCUCUGAGGGCCAGCGCUUCUUGUCCCGGAGCUGCAGGGAAUGCAAGAGCGGCCUGAUGAUCAAAGUGUCAGAAAGUUGUCCGGAGCUCAACUGCACGACCGGCGAGCAGAUCCUACCGGACGGCCGAUGCUGCAACGUGUGCAGAGGUUAUGACUUCUGCGCAGAGGGACUCAUUUGUGGAGAAAACUCCGAGUGCAAAAACCGGAAUACCAGAGCAGAGUGUGAAUGCAAGAGCGGCUACGCCUCGAUCCACGGGGACUCCACUUACUGUGAAGAUAUCGAUGAGUGUGCGACGCAGAUGCAUUACUGCCAGUCCAACACGGUGUGUGUGAACCUGCCCGGCGGCCAUCGCUGUGACUGUCUGCCAGGCUUCAUCCGAGUGGACGAGUACUCCUGCACCGAACAUGACGAGUGCUCCAGCAGCCAGAGUUCCUGCGACGAGAACGCCAUCUGCACCAACACCAUCCGAGGACACCUGUGUACCUGCAAGCCGGGCUACGUGGGCAACGGCACCAUCUGCAGAGCCUUCUGUGAAGAGGGAUGCAGGAGCGGAGGACUCUGUGUGUCCCCCAACACGUGUGUCUGUCCCUCGGGAUUCACGGGACGCCGCUGCGAGACGGAUAUCGAUGAGUGUGCCGAGCGGCUGAUCGAGUGCCACGACCACUCCCGCUGUGUCAACCUGCCCGGCUGGUACCACUGUGAAUGCAGAAGUGGUUUUCACGACAAUGGCUCCUACCUGCUCGAUGGAAGCUCCUGCAUCGACGUUGACGAGUGCAGUCUGCAGACACACACCUGCUGGAACGACAGUGUGUGCGUGAACCUCCCGGGAGGAUACGACUGUGUGUGCACGUCCGGGCCGGGCUGCAGCGGCGACUGUCCACAGGAAGAGGGAAUCAGACGCAACGGAGAAGACUGGAAACCCAGCUUCGACCGCUGCGCCAUCUGCUCCUGCAAGGACGGGCAGACGUACUGCAGACGGAGACCCUGCGACUGUGGCGACCCGGACGAGGACCUGUUCUGCUGUCCCAGCUGCGACAGCCGGCCCAGCAGUCAGUGUCUGGACCAGAGCGGCCGCUCACUGUACCGCAGCGGGGCGUCCUGGAUGUACGGCUGCCAGCAGUGCCGCUGCAUGGAGGGGGAGGUGGACUGCUGGUCUCUGGUCUGCCCCGUGCUGAUGUGCGAGUACACGGCGGUGGCGGAGGGCGAGUGUUGCCCGCGCUGCGUCACCGACCCCUGCCUGGCCGACAACCUGUCGUACGACAUCCGGCAGACGUGCCAGGACCCGGCAGGUGUCCCCCGCCUCAGCGGGGACACGUGGCACAUGCCCAACUCCCCCUGCACCACCUGCCAGUGCAAGAACGGGAACGUCUGCUGCUCGGUGGAUCUGGACUGCCUUCAGAACAACUGAAUCUUUCUUCCUCCUGUUCUCCUCCUCCUCCUCUUCCUCUCACUACGGGACUGCCACACCCCCUCCCCGCCCCUCCUCCAUCUGACGACUCUCCCCUCCGAUUCAUAAGACAGACUCACGCACACACACGUGCAUGCCGGUGUGAGCACAGAAGAUACAAACACACAAUGGACGAACUGGGGCACGGAGGCUGUGAUUCUGUACACCUCAACAAGCUGUGUGUGUCCAUGUGUAUGUGUGUGUGUGUGUGUGUGUGUGUGUGUGUGUGUGUGUAUGUGCAAGGCUCAGGAGAAGACUGAAGCCAGGUUGCUCUCACAUCCGUCACUUUGGUGUUUGUGUGUCUUUGUGUGUUUUUUUUUUCCAUUUCAAAACAUGUCUCCAACAUGAAAACAAAAACAAGAGACGAGCAGCUCAGAGGUUUCUCCACUGUGCGUUGUGUCUCUGCAGGAUUACACAAAGUUUUCACGAGUCAACGCAUUCGAUGUCGGAUCUGAACAAAGGGGCGGAUCCAGAAUUGUUGUAUUACUUUCUUUUUUAGUUGUUAGCGAACAUUAAGUGUUGUGCUUAUGAACAAUAAUGCAAUAUUAGUGCGAUGUGGGUUAAGUUUCCAGCUCUGACACAUUUCAGUCAUGUUUAUUCAUAUUUUACCGGUAAUAAUCAUGACCCAGGCCUUUGAGUUGUCUUUAAGGAGCCAGAGCUACGACCUUCUUUAAAAAAAAAUGAACUAAAUCUUUCCUUUUCAGUGCAUCUGUAUUAUUCUUUUUGUUUUGAAAGGUUUUAGAGGAAUAAACAGAGCUUAACUUCUCGUUUGGUCCUGUUUAAAUACUUCAGAGACUGCGUCCUAUCACGUCCAUCUUCCUGGAGGUGUCAUAAUAACGAAGCCUUUUAAAGGAUCUUACGACACAAAGACGACUUUGAGUCCCAGCCGCUCUACGUCACCUCAAGCGACACCCUACCUCCGCUAACCUGCUGAAAGAAUCCCUCUCGUCGUGUGGGAGAAAAGGCGAACGAGGAGAAUUUACCAUUUUCACGGUGAUUUGAGAGAAUGUGGAUAAUUAAAGCCGUGUCAGGCAGGCCUGGGUCUAAAUGCCAGGAGGUCACCAAGUGUCGGGUGUGUUUACAGACGCUGCGGCUUAUUAAGGCAGGAGAGUGUGAUGGUUCUCCUGCUGCGGUUCACAAGCUGCUGCCCUGACUCCCGGCCCUGUCCCCCCCCCCCCACACCGCCCACCGCUCUGUGAGAGCUCCUCUCCAGAGCACUCGAGUUUCUCUCAAGUGUCGUUCUCACCUUGAGUGAGAGAACACAGAGGGAAUAUCUAUCACGGCCUUGAGCUCACACUCAGAUAACUAGCUAUGAUGAAAUGACCUGAUAUUGAAAAUCUGUUUUUCUUUUAAACUAUAAAAAAAGAUCGAAAAACGUAGCAUUGAAGUAACAAUAAUUUGUGUUCAUAUGCAAACAACAUUAAAAGCAGCUGCAGACAACAAACCGACAAAACAACACGUUGACUUUGGUGUUGAGUUUAACCUAAGUACGAUCUUUGUCAUGUGCAAUCCCACAAUGCAUUUCUGUCUUGACAACAUCCAUCCGAAGGCAGGAAGUGAAGGCAGAAGCAUACAUAGCAAAUUAAAGGGGCUAAAGCUUCCCAAGGGAAGUCCAAAGCAAAGAGGUUUGCAAAAUAAAAGUCCUGGUAUACUUCCUAUGUAAUCCCUUACCAUUUCAUCUCUAAGGAAGACAUGUACCCUCAAUAACAACUAUAAAAGAAGAUACUAACGAGAUUUCCACAGCAGCUCAGAAACAAAACAAACAUAAGACCGGAAGUGGUGAUCUGCAUAUUUCAAAAUAAAAGUCUCUGCUUUGAUCUUUGCGGGUAUUUCCUAAAUUUAUAACAGAACCGCCACGACUACAGACGCAUGUGUACCGUGUUCAUUUUCCUGCGAUAUGAUUUGUUCCAGUGGAGGCGCAGUACACCUCAUCUUCAUCUGUAACAUGAGAGCAAUAAUGCUUUCAGAGCAUUGUGGUCAUUUCAACAAACGUUUGUGCGACGUGCUGCUGGUUGUUCGACGGCUAGGUGCGAUGAUCGUCUUUGAUUUUUCUGUUUGUGUCUCGUCUGAGCGUCUGCACCCCCCUCCAUUAUCACAAUACCACACACUAACACACACAAACACACACACACACCUCUGACCCACAAAAAAAGUGCUGUAAAUGCUUUGUGUACCCAUAAACGUUUGACACGGCAAUCGACAUUUGUACAAACGAUCACGGAGGUUUUCAGAUUGCUCUGCCGUUUGAUUUGAUAUGAAAUACGACGACUGUAAAAAAAAAACACUUUGCAAGUCUGUGUGUAAAUGUUUUUACAUACCGACAAAAUUAUACAGUUUUUUAAUUAUCAUUGUGUUCAUGGAUAACGUGUUGAUUUUAGUGGACUGCUAUUCUUUUGGUGGGAUAGGCUCUGUUUGGCUGUAAAUACUGUGUAAAGUUGGAGGGUUGUGUAAAGACAGUAAUACUCAUGUGAAUACUUCUCACUACCACAGCUUCUUAGGACACGAGCAUCGCCGGUCGAGGACGAGAGAAGAGAUGCGACAUUUCUAUUGUUUCUACUAUUUUAUUUUUCUAUUCUUGCCUUAACCCUUUUAGAAUCUGCCAUAGUUCAAUGUCUCCUCACAGUUUUAGGGCAACACGAUGGAUUUGAUAAGUUUGUGUGUGUGUGUGUACAGAUCUCUGGUCCCAUCGCUGAACAGCAUCAACAGUGGUGGAUUCUGGGAAAGAUAAAAAAAAACACAGACGGGAGCCAGAACAGACUGGUCACACGCCAUUUUUGUCCCCCCCCCUCCACUGAAACUGAACUGAAAAAUCUCGUCACGAGACAAAGAAGACAAAAUAGAACAAUGUACACAUGUAAAGUAAAAAAAAAAAAAAAUGUUGUAAAUGACAAUGUUCUCGAUUCAGUUCCGACUUUAAAAAAAAACAUUGUGUUUCUCAUUCAAUGUUUGACUUUUUAAAAAUCAACAACUUUGGACCGUCCACAUCCUGAUGUGUUCGCCCCCCCCCCCAUCAUCAUCCAGGUCUGUUCAUCGCUUCGUCUCCGGGUUCAAAGUGGCCAACUUAUUUGUACUCAAAGGGUUCAGUGUCAUUUGACUUGAAGACUGUGUCGUGAUAAUGAGU